UGAAGACAUUUCUGUAUAAGAAUCCACCAGUCAAGAACUGGGAAAUGCCAUUCUCGAAGUGUCAGCACUACUGAGAGUAAGUGGCUCAGAACAAGCUUACACUCUCCAUCAUUGUGGAGCAACAGCGGAUAAAAAUCUUUGCUACCUUGCUUUAUAUCUUACUGAGGGUGACUGAUCCAUCUCACUUCCCACAACUCAGGCGAUUAAUCAUCUGACUAAAUUACAUAUAUUCUAGAGGAACAAGAUGGCUAAUUUCAAUCUCUGGUUACUUUUUGCUGGACUGAUCACUGUUUUCAGUUGUAUAGUCACUGGAGAUAAACUUCCCAAGAAUUCAUCCGCACUGAAAAUAGCAGCAGGCAAUGCAGAUUUUGCUUUCAGAUUCUACCACCAGCUUGCUGUAGAGGCUACCAACAAGAAUAUUAUCUUUUCUCCUCUGAGUAUCUCAACUGCCUUUGCCUUGCUAUCACUGGGGGCUAAAACCACCACCCUGAGUCAGCUUUUGUCAGGGCUUGGCUUUAACCAGACAGAGAUCAGUGGGCAAGAAAUACAUGCAGGUUUUCGUCAUCUGCUCCACGUAUUAAACCACCCUGGGGCUGAAAUUGAACUAAGCAUCGGAAAUGCUCUUUUCACACAUGAACAGUUCAAACUCUUAAAGAAGUUUUUGGCUGAUGCCAAAAAAUUUUAUCACUCAGAUAUUUUUCCUACUAAUUUCAAGAAACUUGAUGAAGCGAAGAAGAAAAUCAAUAGCUAUAUAGAAGAGAAAACCCAUGGGAAAUUAGUCGAUGUGGUCAAGAGUCUUGAUCCUGAUGUUAUAAUGGUACUUGUCAACUAUAUUUUCUUGAAAGCCUACUGGGAAAAUCCUUUCAACUCUGAAAAUACCCAGGAAGAUGACUUUUUCAUAGAUGAGCAAACUAAAGUGAAAGUUUCUAUGAUGAACAAAGACAGUCAAUUUAAGAGUUACUAUGAUGAAGAUCUAUCCUGUCAGGUGGUGCGACUCCCAUACAAGGGCAGUCUUUCAGCAUUAUUCAUUUUACCUGAACAAGGGAAAUUGAAAUUGGUAGAAGAUGCAUUCAGAGCAGAUGUUGUAUCAAAAUGGUUGCAUUCAUUGGAAAUCCGGAGAAUAGAUCUCUACCUUCCCAGAUUUUCAUUGACUGGUAGCUAUGAUGUUGGUGAGAUAUUUAAAAAACUGGGAGUUACCGAACUAUUCACAAACCAUGCAGACCUAUCUGGAAUUUCUCGUCAACGUAAUCUGAAGGUUUCAAAGGCAAUCCAUGAAGCGUAUUUAAAUGUCCAUGAGAAUGGAACUGAAGCUGCAGCUACCACGGUUGUAGAAAUUGUUUUAACUUCCCUUCCGCCUGUAGUUAGGUUUAACAGGCCCUUCCUGUUAUUAAUUUAUGAUCCUCCUACAAAGUCUAUCUUAUUCAUGGGAAAAGUUACAAAUCCAAAUGAGAAGUGAUUACACAACUAAGGCUCAUGUUAUAGAAUUGACAGUAAAUGUUUCCUGCCAAAUUUAAAAGCAUGUAUGAAAAGAUUCUUUGGUGAAAUUUACUUUACUGGAACUGUCAACCUCAUCCAUUCCUAAAGAAAUUAAACACUUUUGUGCAAA
Molecule: messenger RNA, 1606 nt
Organism: Sceloporus undulatus (fence lizard)
Lineage: Eukaryota; Metazoa; Chordata; Lepidosauria; Squamata; Phrynosomatidae
Product: alpha-1-antiproteinase 2-like
Exons: 5
Coding region: 245-1456 (403 amino acids)
Biological process (GO): negative regulation of endopeptidase activity
Molecular function (GO): serine-type endopeptidase inhibitor activity
Source: RefSeq, a predicted model, not a curated record